AUGAAUUUUCUGCUCAGCAAUGAGGAGAACGAAGCCAUUGCCGCAGUCGAGGCUAUCAACGCCAUAAACAACACGAACACAAUCCGAUCCGGCCAUUCGACAUGCCUCCGUUUCAACCGGACAGGUGAUCUCCUAGCCUCCGGCAGGGUUGACGGAACUGUUGUGAUAUGGGAUAUCGAAACUAUGGGAGUUGCUAGGAAGAUGCGCGGUCACAACAGAAGCAUCACAUCACUGAGUUGGUCGAGAUGCGGUCGCUAUCUUCUAUCGGCAUGCCAAGGAUGGAAGGCUAUAUUGUGGGAUCUCAAAGAUGGCAAGAGAUACCGCGAGGUUCGCUUUCGAGCUCCAGCGUACAUCGCGGAGCUCAAUCCGUUCAACCACCAUCAGUUUGUCGCCUCUAUUUUUGACGACCAACCGAUUCUCGUCGACAUCUCAGACGUAAACGAUGUCAAAUACCCCCUCCCUUCGGCGCCGAAACACCCCGAUGGAGAACGCACGGAGAAGCAGUUGAAGGAGGAUGCGAAACAAAUGACGACUGUUACGAUAUAUACCUCUACGGGAGAGCAUGUUCUGGCGGGAACCAAUAAGGGAUGGGUGAACGUCAUCGACGUAAAGACUAGGAAGACGAUUUACUCAGAAAAGCCAUGUAGCGGUGUUGUUACAACACUCAGGCUGAACAACUCUGGCCGGGUACUCCUGAUCAACGCGCAGGAUCGUAUCGUCAGAACCUUUCACAUCCCGAACCUCGCAGCUGAGGACCUUGACCUCGAUACUGUACACUUCACGAAGGAACAUACUUUUUCGGAUCAAGUUAACAGGCUGUCUUGGAACCAUGUUACCUUCAGCUCGGCUUCUGAGUAUGUCGCCGCAUCCACCUACAAUAAUCACGAGAUAUACGUUUGGGAUAGGGGUAUUGGAAGCACAGGACUGAUUCGGAUACUGGACGGGCCUAAAGAGGAGCAAGGUGUUGUGGAAUGGCAUCCAGAUCGGCCUUUCAUUGCUACCUGUGGCCUCGAGACGGGGAGAAUCUACAUCUGGUCUGUCAUACCCGAGCAGAAGUGGUCUAGACUUGCGCCGGAUUUCGCGCAGGUUGAAGAGAACCAAGAAUAUGAGGAGAAGGAGGAUGAGUUCGAUAUUUACGGGCAAGAGGAGUUGCAGAAGAGACGAUUGGAUGCAGAGGAUGAGGAUGUCGACGUUGUCGGCUCGGUCUUCUUGAACGGAAACAAUGGUGGCGGUGAAGCGUUUCGCAUGCCAAUCCUAUUCGACCUUGGAGAAAGCGACAGUGAAGAGGAGUUUGUCGCGGUAUCUACAGGAACUAUGAGGAGAAGGAGUCCAGGGGUGGAUGGUGGAAUGCCCGACAGUGAGGUCGUGGAGGAGAAGAUCCCAGCAAGGCGAGGUGCAACUAAGGCAUCCAAGGGUAGGAGGCGAUGA
Molecule: messenger RNA, 1428 nt
Organism: Colletotrichum truncatum
Lineage: Eukaryota; Fungi; Ascomycota; Sordariomycetes; Glomerellales; Glomerellaceae
Product: WD domain-containing protein
Cellular component (GO): Set1C/COMPASS complex
Molecular function (GO): protein binding
Source: RefSeq, a predicted model, not a curated record